AAGUUUUAAGACGUGAUCUGAAUCUUUCUGUGAAUGAAACUAUUUGAUAUGUUAAUCGCACCUUUGAUUGAUUUAAGAUGAAGAUAUUUGAAUGUACGUGUGUGGAAUUAGUUAUUUUCAUUUAAAGGGCGUUAUCAGUGACGCGAAAGCAUGCUAUAUAAGUGACUGUUUAUUGGACAAAAUCCCAGUUUCGUUCGUUGUUAUACAACUCCAUCUUGGGCACCAUCGUUAUUGGGAGAAAGAUUGCUCUUGAUCACUUAAUUUCUAAAUGAUCAUUUCCAAAAGAACCAAGAGAUUUCCAUAAAUUUUCACAAGUCCAUUGAACGGUGAUUUUUUUGUUUGAAUUCCAAUAUUUUAUGGUGGAAAGUAAAACCAUGAUGAAGGAAAAGCGACAAGAAGAUAAUAACUGGGUUACUGCUCCUUUAGAUCUAUUUGAGGGACUACGUGACACUCACGAUGAAGAAAACUGCCCACAGUGGGUCCCAACCUUGGUUGCCAAGGUUUGGUGAUUUAGACAAACAAAGCAGUAUGCCCUUAUUAACGACCGAAGAGUUGGAAAGGAAAGAAGUCCAAAACGACAAAGAUUCUACACCUGUUAAAAUGGGGUCUACCAGUGGCCAAGGUAAUGGUCACUUUAAUAAUGGGGUGACACCACAUGGACAUGGUACCCAUGAGAUCUUGACCAUGGAGGCUUUUCACCAGCAGCACCAACCCGAGUUUCCGACUUUUUCUGCUAAGACUGAGAUUAAGAAAAAAAUUGCCAAAAACUGUACAGGGUCCAAAGACUGUGUUUUGAAGGUACUCUUUACGCUGUUUCCAUUCUUGAAUGUCCUCCGAACCUAUAAGAUAAGGGAGUACCUUGUUGGAGAUAUCGUAUCUGGCUUGUCUGUCGGGGUUCUACACAUUGCCCAAGGAAUGGGAUUUGGACUGCUGGCCUCCUUGCAACCCAUCCAUGGACUGUAUUCUUCUUUCUUCCCAGUGCUACUGUAUUUCAUCUUUGGGACUUCGCGUCACAUUUCCUUCGGAACCAUGGCACUGACGGCAAUACUGGUGGCAGAGGUUGUGGACAGAGAGUAUCCGAAGUUCAUCGACCCCAUGACUCUGGAUAGUAACUUGUCUUUGAAUGCAACUGUAGAUGGAGGCACUAUGGACGAUGAAAUUUUGGAGGUCAAGGUUGGCAUUGCAAUGGCUUUGACCUUGCUCUGCGGGAUCAUACAGGUUGGCAUGGGGAUAUUUCGCCUGGGUUUUGUCACCACUUAUCUCUCAGACGCAUUUGUUGGUGGUUUCACCACUGGGGCUGCUUUCCACAUCACCACCAGCCAGGUUAAAACCAUGCUUGGGUUAAAGAUCAAAGGUUUCUCCGGCCCUUUCAUGUUGAUUUUGACCUAUGUUGAGGUUUUUAAGAAUAUUGCUAAAACUAACAUUCUUAGCCUAGUCAUAUCAGCUUUGUGCAUUAUAGUUAUCAUAUCUGUGAAGAUUUGCAUCAACCAGCGUUUUUCCCACAAACUGAAAGUUCCUAUUCCAAUUGACUUGAUUAUAAUGAUCAUUAUGACUCUAGUCAGUCAUUUUGCAAACUUGAAUGCUAAUUUUGGAGUGGCAGUGAUAGGGUCAGUACCACAGGGUUUUCCGCCUCCCAGAGUUCCACCCCUAGAGCAUGCUGGGAACUUUGCUGUUGAAAGUCUGGUUCUCGCAAUCGUUGGAUUUGCAAUUUCGAUUUCCAUGGCAAAAGUUUUCACAGUAAAGUACCACUACCAACUGGACAACAACCAGGAACUUUUGGCUUAUGGGUUGUCCAAUGGAAUUAGCUCUUUCUUCAGAUGUUUUGUUAGUGCUGUCGCUCCUCCACGCUGCAUGCUUCACGAUUCCACAGGUGGAAAAACGAUGGUGCAUAGCGUAGUAUCAGCCAUAUUGGUUUUCAUCGUUAUCAUGGCGAUCAGUCCUCUGUUGGUGUCGGUUCCAAAGUGCGUCCUAGCUUCUAUCAUUGUUGCAGCGAUGCAGAAAUUAUUAAUGCAGUUUGAACACUUACCAGCACUUUGGAGAGUCAGCGCCUGUGAUUUCUUCAUAUGGUUAGUCACAUGGCUGGCUGUUGUCGUCUUGGAUAUCAGCAUGGGUCUGGGCAUUGGUUUGGGAUUCUCGUUCAUCACAGUUGUUAUCAGGACCCAGUUUGCUAAAGGGUUCACUCUAACAAAAACAGAUGGUAUGGAUAAUUUUGUGAGCGCUCAGCAUUAUCCAGAGAUCAAAGACCUGUCCAGUUCCAGCAUUAAGAUAUUCCAGUUUCAGUCAGCACUUUAUUUUGCCAACGUGGAGCUUUUCAAAGACAAACUGUUCAAAUUGGUUGGCAAGCCAGAGGAGGAAAAGACUGAUGGUGAUGUAGAAAGAGAAAUGAAAGAAGUGAAUGGAAGUCCAGUGGCAAAUGGUAAAGAGGAUGAAGUGGAUGGAAAAGGAGAUGUUGAUUCUGCACAGAAGGAAGAUGGUAUUCUGACUUCAGUAUCAAGUUCUACUGAGAGUAUAAAUCAGUUUGUGUUGAUCAUUGAUUGUGCUCGCAUCGUCUUCAUUGAUUCUGCUGGUAUAAAGUGUUUACGUCUGCUUUACAAUGAGUAUAAAAGUUUGGGGAUUACAGUUUUUAUGGCAGGGUGCACUGAGGAAGUUUAUCUGACUCUGCAGAAUGGUAACUUUUUUGAUACUUUUCCUCCAAGUAAUGUUUUUAUGUCCUUGCAGGAUGCUUAUGAUAUGGCUCUGUCAGUGGAAACAGGAGAUAGGAGACAAGACCAAAAUGAUGCUCCCUGUCAAACUCGAAUGUAAUAGUCAAAUUGACUAUCUUGCAAAAUUGUCCUUUUUCUUCCUCUUUGUAAAAUUAUCAGCUUUAUUUGUAUUAUUAUUUUUUUUUUGAAGAGUUCUAAUUUUGUUGAUUAUAUGUGGUUUUCACUUAUUUGAGAAACUACAUUUUCAUGUUUUUCCCUUGAAGUUGCUCCCGUGGUCAGUUCAUUUCUGAAUUUGAUUCAAAGAAAAUUCAUAAAUUAUGCACAAAAACUAUAUAAAAAUCAUGACCAACAUUUGACAUAAAUGAUAUAUUCAUUUAUUAUCCAGGUUUUUUUUUUCUGUAAUUAAGUCACUUUAUAGGUAUAAGUACACAUGUAUUUUAUAAUAUUAUUUAUAUAUGGUUGGUUUGGGUACACGAACACAUUAAAACAUUUUCCAUUUAUUGCAUAGUUUUGGUUAUUAAAGAAUGCCAUAUGAACAUAAUUGUUUACAUAAAUCUGACCUGAGUCAAACAGUGUCUUUUGUUGGUAAAAUCAGUAAAUGGAAGUAAGGUCAUGAUCAGUCAUUUGUUGUGUAUGUAUUGGAAAUACAAAGAAGCAUUGGCUUGUUGUUUGCCUUCAAGUUUACAGUUUGAUAGAAGCUGAAAACUUAAUUGUUAAUCAAAACAGCAUCAUGGCAGUAGCUGUGGUUAAGUACUUAUUAAAACCUAUACACUAUAAACUAUCUCUUAUUUAAUUUUGAUUGAUGUAUUAUUGUUUAGUUAUGUUAUCUACAUUUUAAACGCAGUUGGAGCUUCACUGUUGAAUUAUAAACAGUUUCAUUUGCUAACUGCUCAGAAUGACUGAUGUUCACUUAAAAAUCACUUAAGACCCUAGGUUUAGGACCCAGCCUGGGUGUCAGACAAUUAAGCUCAUUACACUGAAUGCACUUUAACAAGAAUCCCCCACAGAGUUGGAUUGAUCCAGCUAGUAUGAUGGGUGUAUCUGAACACAGUCUUAGUCUAGUUAAAAACAGUUUCUGCUCAUCAUACAGUGUUGAACAUACCUUUUUUUAAAUCAUGAUUAUAUAUUUUAUCUAUAUGUAUAGCCAUACCUUUGGUUUGCGGUACUUGGUUGUUUAAUUUUUGCUAAUUAUUUUUCAAAUUUUAAAGUUUUUUUUUCCUUUCUCAUAUUUUUUCAGAUGAAGGGGACCAAUAACAUCUUCCACUUUAUUUUUGUGUGUUUAUAAGCAACACUUGUGAGAGAUCCAUUGUUAUAUUUAACUUUGGAUGAAAUAAGUUUCAUUCUUCCAAGAUUUAACUGCUUGUUAUGUUUUACUUAAUAAUAAUAUGGUAUAGAAUA
This is a messenger RNA of Lingula anatina, 4100 nucleotides long. RefSeq names its product sulfate transporter. Lineage: Eukaryota; Metazoa; Brachiopoda; Lingulata; Lingulida; Lingulidae. The record is from RefSeq and is a predicted model, not a curated record. Gene Ontology annotation, cellular component: membrane. Gene Ontology annotation, biological process: transmembrane transport.